Nelumbo nucifera (sacred lotus) is the source of this 591-nucleotide messenger RNA. NCBI's taxonomy places the organism in Eukaryota, Viridiplantae, Streptophyta, Magnoliopsida, Proteales, Nelumbonaceae. The record is from RefSeq and is a predicted model, not a curated record.
AUGGAGACUAAAAGCUUUAAAUCAGCAGGAAAACAAGAGGUAUGGGUAAAGGCGAUGAAAGAAGAAUUCGCAAUGAUUGAGAAAAACAAGACAUGGGAAUUAGUGGAUCAUCCUCAAGACAAAGAAGUGAUCGGAGUCAAGUGGGUCUACACGACAAAGCUCAACUCUGAUGUCUCAAUACAAAAGCACAAGGUGAUGCUAGUUGCUAAAGAUGAUCUCAUCUGUACAGGAAACAAUGAGACAAUGAUCAAGGAGUUCAAAGAAAAUAUGAUGAAGACGUUCGAGAUGAUUGAUCUUGGAUUAAUGCACUACUUUCUUGGCAUCAAGAUCAAUCAAGAAGAAAAAGGUAUAUUUAUAUCACAAAAGAAGUAUAUUGAGAAUCUACUGAAAAAGUUUAAGAUGGAAAGAUGCAAGACGGUCGCUACACCACUUGUUACAAAUGAGAGGUUCAAGAAAGAAAUUGAUUCAAAGAAGGCUGAUGCCUCAAUCUAUAAAAGCCUUAUUGGGAGUUUACUCUAUCUCACAGCUACAUGGCCAAACAUUAUGUAUGCAACAAGUUUAUUCUCGAGGUUCAUGCAAAUCCCAAGUUAA